This is a messenger RNA of Spizellomyces punctatus DAOM BR117, 510 nucleotides long. RefSeq lists its product as uncharacterized. Gene Ontology annotation, molecular function: Arp2/3 complex binding; actin binding. Gene Ontology annotation, cellular component: actin cortical patch. Lineage: Eukaryota; Fungi; Chytridiomycota; Chytridiomycetes; Spizellomycetales; Spizellomycetaceae. Bases 1 to 510 code for a protein of 169 amino acids. Gene Ontology annotation, biological process: actin filament debranching; negative regulation of Arp2/3 complex-mediated actin nucleation. The transcript is spliced from 8 exons. The record is from RefSeq and is a predicted model, not a curated record.
AUGCUUAGGUUAGACAGCGGACAAGUCGAUGGUUCACUGAUAUUCCAACUUGUCUUGCAACAAUCAUCGUCAUGCACAGUUGACAAUACUUGUGACGUUCCAGCAGACGUCAUUGAGGCGGUGAAGGCUUUUCGAUUUAGAAAGUCCAAGACGAACGCGGCGCUCAUUCUGAAGAUUGAUGUACCUCAUCUGAAGGUUGUUAUUGAUGAACUUUUGGAAGACUCCUCAAUUGAGGACAUAUCGGAUGCCCUUCCCGAUACAACUCCAAGGUUUCUAGUGAUGAGCUUUGAACUCCGACACAAGGAUGGCCGGGUUUCAUAUCCUCUGUUUGGUGUUUAUUAUAACCCGGCUGCGGCGAGCACAGCAAAUCGGAUGUUGUAUGCUAGCACCAAAAAUUAUCUCUAUCAGCAAACGGAUAUUUCCGGCAAGGUCUUUGAUCUCACAGAUUCGGAGGAUCUCACAGAAGAAUGGCUUGUCGAACAAUUAGAGAAUUCAAAAACAAGACCCUAG